AUGCAUGAGUGCCCGCUUCUUUUUCAUCAUUUCAUCAUCGCCACUAUCACUACCACCAUCACAACUGUUACCAGUAUGUACCAAGCGAUGGCAGUAGCAACAGCGGUAGCGACAACAGCGGCGAUGGUAGCAGCAGCAGCGGCGGUGGUAGCAACAACAGCGGCGGUGAUAGCAGUAGCGGAGUCAUGUUCGAAACCAGGCAAAUAG
This is a messenger RNA of Morchella importuna, 207 nucleotides long. RefSeq lists its product as uncharacterized. Bases 1 to 207 code for a protein of 68 amino acids. The transcript has 2 exons. Lineage: Eukaryota; Fungi; Ascomycota; Pezizomycetes; Pezizales; Morchellaceae. The record is from RefSeq and is a predicted model, not a curated record.